CCCUCUCCAAGUCUCCUCCCUCCCGUUCCCCAACUCUCCCCCUUCUCUCUUUGCUCUAUUCCAUUUCCACUCCCUCCAGAAUUCAAACCACCCGCCAAAAUCCCCGCGCUUCUUCGCAUCAAAACAAAGGAAGAGCAGCGAGUCUCCGAAGAGGAGGCCAGCGGAAGCAAUCGAAGGUAUCAGAGCCGAACGAAAGGGAGGGAGGAAGGAAGGAAGUGGAGAGGUGCGAUGGCGAAGGACGAGGACGAGUUCCGAAGCGAGGUCGAGGAGAGGCUGAUCAACGAGGAGUACAAGAUCUGGAAGAAGAACACGCCGUUCCUCUACGAUCUGGUGAUCACCCACGCGCUGGAGUGGCCCUCGCUCACUGUCCAGUGGCUCCCCGGUCGGGACGAGCCCCCCGGUAAGGACUACUCGGUGCAGAAGAUGAUCCUCGGGACUCACACCUCCGACAACGAACCCAACCAUCUGAUGCUCGCCCAGGUCCAGCUCCCCCUCGAGGACGCCGAGAACGACGCCCGCCAGUACGACGACGAGCACGGCGAGAUCGGUGGCUUCGGCUGCGCCAGUGGAAAGGUGCAAAUAAUUCAGCAGAUAAAUCAUGACGGAGAGGUCAACCGAGCUCGUUAUAUGCCUCAAAAUUCUUUUAUAAUUGCAACAAAGACUGUUAGCGCAGAGGUAUAUAUUUUUGAUUACAGCAAGCAUCCGUCAAAGCCUCCUAUAGAUGGUGUAUGCAAUCCUGAUUUGAGGUUGAGGGGUCACAAUUCUGAAGGAUAUGGUUUAUCUUGGAGCCCUUUCAAGCAAGGCCAUUUACUGAGUGGUUCUGAUGAUGCUCAAAUGUGCCUUUGGGACAUUAAUGUAACUCCUAAAAAUAAGGUUCUUGAUGCUCAUCGGGUUUUUAAGAUUCAUGAAGGUGUUGUUGAAGAUGUUGCUUGGCAUUUGAGGCAUGAACACCUGUUUGGUUCCGUUGGUGAUGAUCAUUAUUUGCUCAUAUGGGAUCUUCGUACACCAACAGCUGACAAGCCAAUUCAACAAGUAGUUGCUCAUCAAGGUGAGGUUAAUUGCUUAGCAUUCAAUCCCUUUAAUGAGUGGGUUGUAGCAACAGGUUCAACUGAUAAAACGGUUAAGUUAUUUGACCUCCGCAAGCUCAGUACUGCUCUUCACACCUUUGACAGUCACAAGGAGGAGGUUUUCCAAGUUGGGUGGAGUCCAAAGAAUGAGACUAUCUUAGCUUCUUGUUGUCUUGGUAGAAGGCUUAUGGUGUGGGACCUUAGCAGGAUUGAUGAGGAGCAAACACCAGAAGAUGCAGAGGAUGGCCCACCAGAGCUACUUUUUAUUCAUGGAGGCCACACCAGCAAGAUCUCCGAUUUUUCUUGGAAUCCUUGCGAGGACUGGGUCAUUGCUAGUGUUGCUGAAGAUAACAUCCUUCAAAUAUGGCAGAUGGCAGAGAACAUCUACCAUGAUGAAGAUGAUUUGCCUGGUGACGAACCACAAAAAGCUCCUUAACCUUCAAAUUCUCAACUCUAAAGCACUAAUUUAUGGAAUGACAAAAAGAUGUGAGACGUUGAUAAAGACAGGUUUAGGCUUCUUUAUAUUUUUGGUGACUUCUGUAAAUGAGGCAUCCUGAAAUGCAGUCUGCGUAUCACUCCUUUUGUUUCUCUAAUGACUAAUUGUAUCUAUUAUCCAUGUUGAAUUGUUUGCCUAUUAUCAACUUAGCUGUUGCAUUUU
This is a messenger RNA of Elaeis guineensis (African oil palm), 1725 nucleotides long. Its product is annotated as histone-binding protein MSI1. Gene Ontology annotation, molecular function: protein binding. Lineage: Eukaryota; Viridiplantae; Streptophyta; Magnoliopsida; Arecales; Arecaceae. The record is from RefSeq and is a predicted model, not a curated record.